GGUCUAUGAUUGGACAAAAACUUAUCCACGGGGAUUUGAUAUACCCUUGGAUUGAUCGAAUAAGGACGUGAUGCUAUUACUUAUUAUGUUAAAUAUCAAUGGAGAAAUGAACUAUUUAUUCAUAUAGCGAGAUAUGAAAUGAAAGAUGAAUUGACUGGAGUAGGCUUUUAAACAGAUAUUAUAGUGAGAUCUCAUUGCGAGGGAUCGAUAACAUUUCUGAGACAUCAGUGGUUCAACAAGGCUCAAAAUUUCAAAAUUAUGACAGAAUGUUUUAAGAAUGAAAAUACACAGACAAAAUUAGGACUCGGCGAGAUGAAAACCAAAUACAGUAAGCCCAACAUCUUCUGGUUUAAAAGAAACAGUUUGACGACCUCUCUUUGUGUUCUUUCCAGAUAUUGCUCUCUGUAUAGAGGGCUCUGAUGUUUGCUGUGAACUAGAAGGGGGCCUUGGUGCCCGACCUUUCCCAACAGAUGAUAACCUGUCAAUGUCAUGUUGAAGCUUCUGAGCAGUUAUAAGGAUGAGCCAGCCUACACAGCUCCCUAGCCAGCCGGUUGGGCCCAGCUCAACUGUUGUCCCCCCUCCUGAUUAUGACACUGCUACUGGAUCUCAGGGGGGAUAUACAAAUCCCACAUCACCCCAAGGGGGAUACUCGCAAUACCCCGGUCAAGGUGGAUAUACCCAACAGGAACAAUAUCCUCAGAAUGCGUACAAUACCCCCAAGCAGUUUGCUCCUAACACAGGUUGUUAUGUGAACCAGGGGUCUACUGCACCCCCAGGCGCAUAUGUGCCACCCCCAACAGAGUUUGUCCCACAUGACGCUGAGGCAGGUUUAACAGCUGAGGAAGAAGAACAAUUCAGUUCAUUUACAGAUAAGGCUGUUAGACAUGGUUUUAUCAGGAAGGUGUAUGGAAUAUUAACAUUACAGCUGCUUGUUACAAUGGGAAUCAUGGCCCUUUUCAUGUUUCAGACAACAGUGAGAGAGUAUGUUCGUUACAAGGGGUCUUGGCUGGUGUGGACUGGGAUGAUUGGCACAAUAGUAUUGAUACUAGUACUGGGCUGUAUUCCCAAUGUGAGGAAGAAGUUUCCUGUCAACUUAAUAUGUCUCAUUAUAUUUACCAUAUUCUUCUCACUGAUGUUGGGCACUUUGUCCACUUAUCUAAGUGUAAAUGAAGUACUUAUGGCAGUGGGCAUAUGUGCUGUGAUUGUGCUUGGUGUGACAAUAUUUGCUGUCCAGACAAAAAUUGACUUCACAAUGAUGAGUGGCUCCCUCUUUAUGCUUCUCAUCUCACUCCUGUGUUUUGGCGUUCUGUGUGCAAUCUUCAGAGAUAGGUAUUUGUACAUGAUGUAUGCUGCACUUGGGGCUUUACUAUUUGGACUGUGGCUGUUGAUCGACACUCAAAUGAUACUAGGGGGGAAGCAUACCUAUAGCAUUGAUCCAGAAGAAUACAUAUUUGCAGCUCUUAGCCUUUAUGUGGACAUUAUGAACAUUUUGAUAAGAAUUAUGGCCAUCAUUGGCGCUUCUCGGUGAAACAAUGUCUAACAGAUUACAUGUAUUACCAUUGUGUGGAAAACUACAGACUGCAUAUACUGUAAUAUACAAAAUAUCACUCCACAGAUUCAGAGAAAUCUGUAUAUAAGAACAACCCUCUAAUCUGAAACAGCAUUAUGUGGUAAAAAGGCACUGGGCUGAAAGUACAGUGUGUCUCAAAAGAUGCUCCCAAAAGUAUUUCAAUAACAUGUAUUUUAUCUGUGCUAUUGCAAUACUUUGGGAGAUUUUUUGGAGAUACAGCUAAACAAUGCACUUUUGCCCUCUAUCAAUCUUACAUUGAAAAUAAACACAUUUGGUUGGAUAUAUUUUAGAUGGUGGAUGAUUCUCUUUAUAUAAAUUGAAUAUACACUGUACAUGUAUAAUUUUAAUCUAGUGCAAAUAAA
Molecule: messenger RNA, 1932 nt
Organism: Owenia fusiformis
Lineage: Eukaryota; Metazoa; Annelida; Polychaeta; Sabellida; Oweniidae
Source: the annotation of a GenBank genome assembly